GGUGGAAGUAUGCUUGGCAUUGACCUUGCUCCGGAAGAUGACAUCUUGUUCCACGCCAAAUUGCCAAUAGACCUUGCUUCACGGGGUAGACGUUAUUAGGUCGGCUGGGGUAUCAGUUCGAAAGGAGAUUUCAGGUGGACUCAGUUAUCCUAUAUAAAGAACAGAAUUCAGCACAAGAUGGCAAGGUUUCUUCUUACUUUACCCUUCAGAAAUUUCUAAGCCCAUACUAUCCUCACAAACAAUGCGUUUCUGCCUUGUUCUCGCCGCCGCUGUUGCUUUGACAGCGUCAAUAUCUGCUGUAAACGCUCAGGAGGAAGGAGGCUGUCCUUUCUUCUGCUUUACCCAUUGGGAGUGCAGAAGCGGCGUGGUAGAGAUGGAUGUCAUGCACGACGUCGUAGGACGACUAGUGAAGCGAUGGGAUGCUCGACAUUGGGGGUGGAAUAAGGACUUUGGUGGCGUCAGAAGUGAAAUUUGGGGUGAUCAUGCAGUGGCAAUCUGAUAUUCACUUCUUUGGAGAGGUUACUGAAGGUUGAAAAGUCGGAGUUCAGAUGACUAAGGCAUGCGUUGAGUUUCGAAGGGGAAUGAUGAUUAGGGAGCGUACGUGUCUGUUAAACGUUAAGACGAGAAAUGGAAAUGCGAGACUUGCCAUAAAUUUCAUUUCUACUAAUUAACCAAGCGGUGGUAAGAUUUAUUGCAUCUUACUUCCAAUAGGCUCAUGUCCUCGUCGCACUAGCUCGUGGCCUCCGACGCAAUACGGCCACAACGCACAACUAUGUUGCAUCUUCACCUGCUCUAGAUUCUCGCGUUUCUGCUCUCGGCUCUCCUUCAAGUUGCGCCCUUCCAGACUAGGUACUAUUAGUGA
Molecule: messenger RNA, 862 nt
Organism: Suillus subalutaceus
Lineage: Eukaryota; Fungi; Basidiomycota; Agaricomycetes; Boletales; Suillaceae
Exons: 3
Coding region: 242-499 (85 amino acids)
Source: RefSeq, a predicted model, not a curated record